Messenger RNA from Spodoptera frugiperda (fall armyworm), 2123 nucleotides. RefSeq names its product E3 ubiquitin-protein ligase KCMF1 (gene Kcmf1). Lineage: Eukaryota; Metazoa; Arthropoda; Insecta; Lepidoptera; Noctuidae. The record is from RefSeq and is a predicted model, not a curated record. Gene Ontology annotation, biological process: synaptic signaling. The coding region runs from base 200 to 1342 and encodes 380 amino acids. Gene Ontology annotation, cellular component: plasma membrane. Gene Ontology annotation, molecular function: zinc ion binding. The transcript has 9 exons.
AUCGAUGGUUCAUUCAUUUAUGUGACGUCAUUAUGGCCUGGUUGGGUUAGGUUUGCUUGGAAAUUUUUGUUAACAAUCUUGUAUUUUAAUAUAUUAUAUGUUGUGCUACUUAUUUUAGAUUAGUAAUAUAAAUACCUCAUAUAGUACCGGUAAUCCUGGUGCCAAGAAGUGUCUGUUUCGACGACAUUUUCUGGCGAAAAUGAAUCGCCAUGAAGGAGUCAGCUGUGAUUCUUGUUUGAAAAAUAACUUCAGAGGACGACGAUACAAAUGUUUGAUUUGCAUCGAUUAUGACUUGUGCGCAGCCUGCUAUGAGUCCGGCGCUACCACAAACCAACACACUACAGAGCACCCAAUGCAAUGCAUUCUAUCUAGAAGUGACUUUGAUCUGUACUAUGGUGGCGAGGCAUUAACUUUGGAACAACCGCAAGCAUACACAUGUCCAUUCUGCAAUCGGAUGGGCUUCACUGACACAGCGCUCAUGGAGCAUGUUACCGCAGAGCAUGCAGAUACAACAUUGGCUGUGGUGUGUCCAGUAUGUGCUUCAAUGCCUGGUGGGGAACCAAAUUUCGUGACCGAUGACUUUGCCGGACAUCUUACCUUGGAACAUAGGACUGGUCCUAGAGAUCUCAUUUCGUUUCUAGAUGAACCAAGCGGUAUCAGGCACGGAGGAGUGCGACGUACGCCGCACUCCGGCCGCGGCGUGAGUCGCGCGCGACGUACUAAUAUGCAAUUUAGCACGGGCGGCGGCAUCUCGUCGCUGUCGCCUUCGUCGCGCGACGCCGUCGUGGACCCCAUCGCCGAGCUGCUCUCGCAACUGUCGGGAGUGCGGCGCGGCGCCGGCCAGCCCGGCACGCCCAGCCAGCUGCAGCAGCUACAGAUGCAGCUGCAACUGGAGCGGCAGCAGGCCACGUUUAAUCAUCGACAGGCGGCUCGACAACAGUUGGAGCGACUGCCGCGGCGCGCAGGCGGAGCGACCGGCGGAGCCAGCGGCAGCGCGCCCCCGCCCGCGCCACAGCCUGCCGUAGCGCAGCCCCAACCACAACCCGAACCUAGCGAUUCGCAGUUUCUCCUUUCUGGCUUCCUCGGUGCCAGCGACAGUCAGGCGGGGCCCGAGGCGGAGAGCCGCGCGGCGCUGCUGCGCGGCCUGGUGCUGGCGUCCCUGGGGCGCGCGGCGCCGGCGUGGCGGCCGCCCCCGCCUGCCGCGCCGCCCGCGCCGCCGGCGCCGCUGGAGCCCGCGCCGCCCGCGCUGGCGGUGGCGGCGCGCGUGAAGCCGACGCCGCGCAGCAAGGAGACGGCGCGCGCGGCGGCGGCGGCGGCGGCGCGGCUGCCGGAGCGCAGGUAGGAGCGGCGCGGCCCGCCCGCCGUGCCCGCCACGGACGUCGGUGGACGAAACUGUUGGAUGUUUACUCGUUAGAUGUUACGGUAGUCCGCGAGGUACGCGCCGGAGGGUAAAGUUUGUGGCCGUCGAUGUUGUUAGUGUUUAUCCGUUGUAAAUAUGGAGUCGCGGGCGUGUCGCGAGCCCCGGCCGGAGACGCACCGUUACCUGGACUCGUUUCUUUGUUUUACGCUAACACUUAUUAGUGGACGCUUUUGUUUGUUUUGUUGGCUUUCGAAAUAUCCGUGUGAUUUCCUUUAUCGUAGAGAUUUAAUAGUGAUGGAAUGUUUUAAUCGAUUUAACUACGAUUAAAUUUUAAAGAAUAAUGAUAUGCAUAGGGCAUCGUUAUUAAAUUAUUAUCGUACGAGAGGAGUCCUAUUGAAUUGCAUUUGCAUUAAGAUUAGAUAAGUUAAAAUAAUUCGCCGAUUAUUCAAAAUUUAUAAUAAAAUUUUGACAAUGGUCAAUCUUUAAAGUUUGACGUCGAUUGUUUAGGGUCGUUAUUAAAUAAUUAAGUAUUGUAUUUAUCUUAUAUAAAGUGUAGGUAUUGUUUUAAUUUAUUCAGCAACUUAACAUAUUUCACGGUAAACACUGACUCCUCUCUAAAGUUAUUUUUAUAAAGCAGUUGAGAACAUACAUACUUACCCACAAAUUUUCACUAGCUACUCAAACAAAGUGCUUAUUAGUUUGAUUAUUAUACUCCAACAUUACAAAAUGUUUGUAUGUACCCUAAUUAAAUUCUAUAAUAUUA